Messenger RNA from Fonsecaea pedrosoi CBS 271.37, 405 nucleotides. RefSeq lists its product as uncharacterized. NCBI's taxonomy places the organism in Eukaryota, Fungi, Ascomycota, Eurotiomycetes, Chaetothyriales, Herpotrichiellaceae. The record is from RefSeq and is a predicted model, not a curated record. The transcript has a single exon. Bases 1 to 405 code for a protein of 134 amino acids.
AUGUUUUUCUCGACCCGUUCGGCGGCGAAAGCCGAGAAUUUGCCCGGUUACAAGAUAUGGGCGAAGACGACGAUUUGCGGUCAAGUGCUAUGGAUGGAUAAAGUUGACGGGCCCCAGCUCGACGCCCUCCGCACCCGUUUCAGAAUCUGGGAAAAUCUCACUCCCUGGGCACUGGUCAAAGAACUGGUCGACACCACUGCUUCUGCAGAUCAGCUCCCACUCAUGGUCAAGAAUGUCGACAUUGCAGAACGGUGUGAACUAUAUGCCCCAGAUGUCCACCCUGGCAACUAUGGGGGUGGGAAAUUCUCGGAUCUUGGGGUCGCAAAAGUCAUGCCGUAUCCUCGUCUCUACUGGCCGGCUCUCUGUUAUGAAACCUUUUUUGAGCGAACGCGAAACAGACUGUAG